AUGACACCAUUUUAUAAUAAGAAACUUGAGCUCCAUGGAUUUGAGCAGGGGGUGCAGAGAAUAAAAUAUCUCCCACAGAUACUGAGGGAUGACUUGGACAGUUCUGGAAAAGUCACACUAUCUCCUAUGGUUAUAUUUCCAGGUUACAUGGAUGGAGAACUUAUAAAAAAAUCAGAUUCCAAAGCCCAGAUUCUAAAAAGUGGAAGCACUACAAAGUUUCAGAGUAACCAAGAAGAAAACAAGGAAGAACUACAGAAAAAAAUCUCAUUUAUAGAUUCUGAUGAAGUCGUGAUAGCAGAGCACAAAAGAGAAUUAAGCAAUUUCCAAGAUGUUGAGUUGCAGAAAGGUAAGAUAGAAAUGGAAGUCAAAGUAAAAGACACCAAGAUACCAAAAGAACAGGAUGUCCAAGUGGAAAAGAGUGAGGCCAAAGUACCACAGGGGCAGGAAGCCCAAGUAGAGAAAAGUAAAGCUGAAAUACCACAAGGACAGGACACCCAAGCAGAGGAAAGUGAAUCCAAGAUACCAAAAGAACAGGAUGCCCAAGUAGAAAAGAGUGAGGCCAAGGUACCACAAGGACAGGACACCCAAGCAAAGAAAAGUGAAGCCAAAAUACCAAAAGGACAGGAUGUCCAAGUGGAAAAGAGUGAGACCAAAGUAUCACAAGGACAGGAAGUCCAAGUAGAGAAAAGUGAAUCCAAAAUACCAAAAGGACAGGACACCCAAGUAGAAAAGAGUGAGGCCAAAGUACCACAAGGACAGGAAGCCCAAGUAGAGAAAAGUAAAGCUGAAAUACCACAAGGACAGGACACCCAAACAGAGGAAAGUGAAGCCAAGAUACCAAAAGGACAGGGGCCCAAAGUAAAGAAGAGUGAGACCAGAAUACCAAUAGGGCAGGGGUCCCAAGUAAAGAAGAGUGAGACUAGAAUACCAGUAGGACAGGGGUCCCAAGUUAAAAUACCAAUAGGACAGGGGUCCCAAGUAAAGAAGAAUGAGACCAGAAUACCAAUAGGGCAGGGGUCCCAAGUGAAGAAGAGUGAGACUAGAAUACCAAUAGGUCAGGGGUCCCAAGUAAAGAAGAGUGAGACUAGAAUACCAGUAGGACAGGGGUCCCAAGUUAAAAUACCAAUAGGACAGGGGUCCCAAGUAAAGAAGAGUGAGACCAGAAUACUAAAAGGACAGGGGUCCCAAGUGAAGAAGAGUGAGACUAGAAUACCAAUAGGUCAGGGGUCCCAAGUGAAGAAGACUGAGACCAGAAUAUCAAAUGGACAAACGGCCCAAGAAAAGGAGAGUUCAGAAGACAAAGAAAAGCAGGACAAUGAAAAGAGAGAUACAGGGAAAGAUAAAGAAGAAAAUGAUGCCAAAAACAAGAAUGUUCAUGGAGAAAAGAACAAAGUUCAAGGAAAGAAUAACUUGACAAUCAAGGAUAAAAAAGUGGAAACUUCACAAAGGCGCAAAACCAAGUAA
This is a messenger RNA of Capra hircus (goat), 1464 nucleotides long. It is a transcript of the gene TSBP1, whose product is annotated as chromosome 23 C6orf10 homolog. The transcript has 5 exons. The record is from RefSeq and is a predicted model, not a curated record. Lineage: Eukaryota; Metazoa; Chordata; Mammalia; Artiodactyla; Bovidae. Bases 1 to 1464 code for a protein of 487 amino acids.